Messenger RNA from Pyricularia oryzae 70-15, 613 nucleotides. RefSeq lists its product as uncharacterized. The record is from RefSeq and is a predicted model, not a curated record. The transcript is spliced from 3 exons. Bases 1 to 423 code for a protein of 140 amino acids. Lineage: Eukaryota; Fungi; Ascomycota; Sordariomycetes; Magnaporthales; Pyriculariaceae.
AUGAAGUCGUCAUUGGCAGCACCUAUGCUCGCCCAUGCACGGCUCCGUGUAGCAGAAUGGGUUUCUGGGCCAGCAAACGUCGUCUGGGUUCUCCUGGCUCAGGCCUCUAGCCAAUGUCAUAAGCCGCUCGACUUGUCCUCUGGAGAACUCGAACGUGGCAUGUGGGUGCUGCUCCUUGCCGCCUUUGCAUACGCUGAUGACAUGGGCAGACCCGCAUUGUGUCUGGAGGAACUUCCAACGCGGACCCAGCUGCUGGCACGCGGAAGAGGUAGGCUCAUGGUGAGCGCUGAGCAAUCCCCUAGAACACCGCCGUUGGGCAAUGGCAAGCGAUACAGGGAUACGCAGUUCAACGGGACCCCGAGGAGUGACAGCAGCGGGCUCGGCCCAAAUUCCGGCGCAGUUUCAUCUCCGGAGACGCACUAAGGAGCGUGGGCCCGGAACGGAGGAGGGGGCUAGUAUUGCCACGGAGACUCCGCCGCUCUUCGGAGCGGUCAAGUGGGUAGCAAGCGAAGGAAUCCAGCGUUUUGGAGCAGUUAACGUACCUGCUCAUCCAAGAUGAUACUGCAGAUAUAGAUGGGUGGGGUGGCCAAUCUAACAACCAUUGCAACAUGAU